AAAGAGUGAGAUCAGACUCGCACUAUAAGAUGCCACAUCAACAUGACUGGAAGUAAGAUAUACUCGUCCGUAUCUAUUUGAAUAUACACACGACGAUAGAUAAGUAAAGAAGAAGAAGUGCAUAUUGCCUACCUUUCUGGCGAAGCAUCCACUACGAUACGCUUACUUUGGAUUUCUCCAGAAACAAUGGGGCCCGUCAACGUCCAUACCACCACCGAUACUGGUCCGGCGGCGCCCUCGCUCAUGACGGAUUUCCUUCAGAAGUGUGGCGGUCUGAGCGUGAUCGACGGCGGCCUAGCUACGGAGCUGGAACGUCACGGCGCGAACCUCAAUGAUCCUCUCUGGAGUGCCAAAUGCCUCCUUGAUUCGCCUCACCUCAUCCGCACGGUACACCUGGACUAUCUUGAAGCUGGUGCCAGUGUGAUAAUCUCCGCAUCCUAUCAGGCAACCAUUCAGGGGUUCAGGGCCAAGGGGUUUUCCCAGGAAGAGAGUGAGGAGCUACUUAAGAAGAGUGUUGAAAUAGCAUGUGAAGCACGGGAUUUAUACUAUAAAAAGUGCAGAGAGUCUUCUUCUGAUUAUACUACGGAUGGGAAGGUUCUUAAACAUCGUCCCAUCUUAGUUGCUGCAUCUGUUGGGAGUUAUGGGGCGUACUUGGCUGAUGGUUCCGAGUACAGUGGGGACUAUGGAGAUAUGGUCAACCAAGAGUUCCUAAAAGAUUUUCACAGGAGGAGACUUCAGAUUCUUGCAGAUGCCGGUGCUGAUAUAAUUGCAUUUGAAACUGUUCCCAAUAAGAUUGAAGCUCGGGCUUAUGUCGAGCUACUUGAGGAUGAGGACAUCAAAAUUCCUGCAUGGUUAUCAUUCAAUUCUAAGGAUGGCAUCAAUGUGGUCAGUGGGGACUCUUUAUUAGAAUGUGCUGCCAUUGCUGAUUCAUGCAAGAACAUUGUCGCUGUGGGGAUAAAUUGUACCCCUCCGAGAUUCAUAUCGGAUCUAAUUUUGUCCUUAAAAAAGGUCACUGCCAAACCAAUUCUUAUAUAUCCAAACAGUGGCGAGACUUAUGAUGCCGAUAAAAAGGAAUGGGUUCAAAAUACAGGGGUGUCUGAUGAUGGUUUUGUUUCCUAUGUGAACAAAUGGUGCGAGGAUGGAGCAUCUCUAGUUGGAGGGUGUUGCAGAACUACUCCUGACACUAUUAGAGCAAUAUAUGCUGUCCUCUUGAAUGAGCAAGUGGGCAAUCCCAAGUAAAAGCACCCCAUUCAACUUCAAGCUAAAUGAGUGAGUAAUGGGGGCGUCAACAUGUUUUUUGUUUUGGCUGGUAAUGGAGUUCAUCGAAUAUAGAAAUCUCACCGAGCAUUCGCUUUUGUCGGUUUGCGAGAUUUCAAUAGAUAGUAUUGUCAUGAGAGUUUGGUCAUAGGUUUUCUGUUUUAAAUGAGAAUGAUAAGUGUGCAAACAGAACCGUGUAAAGCUUGGCCUAAGAGGGUGGGCGGUAUAGAUGGAGAAUCUGAGAAUGGAUGCACCAUUUAGAAGUAUAUAUGCAAUUUAUGAGGAAGCGGUCCAGCUCACUGGUCGCCGACCCACUCUCCUAUAUGAGAAGUCUCGGGUUCGAAACUCUAUGUAAGUAGUUUUUGCGUAUCCUAUAUGAGAGGUCUCAGGUCCGAAACAAUAUGUGAGUGCUUUUUACCCACUAUAUCUGGGUUAAAAAAAUAUAUGCAAUUUAUAUAUGUGGGGGGUUGCAUAUGAUGUGUUUAUGCUGGAAGCAUCUUUUCAUCGGUGAUUAGACUAGAGAUCCGAUGGUAUUAUGAUAAUCCGUCCAUGUAAUGUCAUGAUCAGGGUGCAUAUGUGGUUUACAAAUAUAUAUUUCCUGAUGAUGGUUUCAAAUUAGAGAGAUUAGCCG
Cuscuta europaea is the source of this 1888-nucleotide messenger RNA. NCBI's taxonomy places the organism in Eukaryota, Viridiplantae, Streptophyta, Magnoliopsida, Solanales, Convolvulaceae. The record is from the annotation of a GenBank genome assembly.